This is a messenger RNA of Antechinus flavipes (yellow-footed antechinus), 6353 nucleotides long. RefSeq names its product SATB homeobox 2 (gene SATB2). Bases 1470 to 3671 code for a protein of 733 amino acids. The record is from RefSeq and is a predicted model, not a curated record. Gene Ontology annotation, molecular function: RNA polymerase II cis-regulatory region sequence-specific DNA binding; DNA-binding transcription factor activity, RNA polymerase II-specific. NCBI's taxonomy places the organism in Eukaryota, Metazoa, Chordata, Mammalia, Dasyuromorphia, Dasyuridae. Gene Ontology annotation, biological process: chromatin remodeling; regulation of transcription by RNA polymerase II. The transcript is spliced from 11 exons.
GCCUCUGCUGCGGAGCACGGCCGCCGGCGGCAGAGGAGAAUACGAACACUGGAGAUCAGCUCUCGCUUCGCUAAUCCUGUGUCAUUCCCUACCCCGUCCUCGGCUCCCCCCGAAUCCGUGUCUCUGUCAAUCCCCUUCUACUCCUUCGGAGGCGGUGGUGCCACCCCUCUCUUCACUUCCCUCCCUUUCCUAUUCCUCCCCGGGCUGCCCUGAGCCUCUUCACCCUCGAGCUUCCAGCGACUCCAGCUUUACUCUCCUCCUCUACCCCCUCCCUUCCAUCCUCCCUACAACCCCACUCCCACCCCCGCUUCUGCAGUCCGGGUGCAGUUGAGUCGCUCCGAAAUGUAAGAUUGAUUGAUUGAUGUUUAAUUUCCUGCCAGGCGGGUACCCCCUCCCUCCCUUACUCCCUCCUCCGAAACCUCCCCAAUCCCCCUCCCUGCCCCCACUCACUUCCCUCCCUCACUGCGGUGGAGUCUGGAUUGGACUUUUGGGUACGCUUUUUUUUUUUUUUUUUUUUGGGUGCCUGAUCCCGAAAUAUCCCAGGACUUUUUUUUUUCCCUUUCUAAAUUAUUAUUUUGAAGGAGCUAGAUCUGGGGACUGAAAGGAAAAGGAGGGGGGGGAGGAAAUCGGAAACCAAGGACAACCCAAAAGGACUCACUUUGCCUGAUGACUCAACGCAACUAAUAAUCAUCUCCCUCUCAGAGUGUCUCUCUCUGUGGCGUGUCAGUGAGUCCGGCUCGGGCUGCUGCUGCUGCUGCUGUUGCUGCUGGCGGCAGAGGAGGGAGAGACUGAAAGUGACAUAUCUGGGGCUGCAGUUCUAGUCUCUCCCUCUCUCGGUCUCUUUCUCCCCCCUCCCGCCCCCCACUUUUCUCCUUGAUUGUAGCACCGGCUCCAGCUGCUGCUGCUGCUACUGCUCUUCCUCUCCAGAAUAGCAGCCCCUUUAGCAGCAGCAGCGGCCGCCGAGGUCUCUUCAUUUACCCUGCUUUUUCUCUCUAUGUGUUGGUUUCCUUUCUGAAGGUGUGAAAAAGCCUGCUUUCCCCUCCACUCCCCCGCCUUCGUCUUCUCCCUCCCCUCUUCCCUCCCCCAACCCCUCAGCCACGAGCUCUAUUGCCCCUUUGGUAGAGCCCUUCCUCCUCCUUCACCUCUUCCUUCUCCUCCUGCUCCUCCUCCUUUCCCCCUAUCAUCAUCAUCACCAAUAUCACCAUCAUCACAAUCAUCUCACAAGAAGAAGACAUCCUGACCCAGGACCUUAAAACAUUAGGAUUGGAGGAAGAGGAAAGGGCAAGGAAAACAGAAAGGAAGAAAACAAGAACGUUAAAAAAGGAAACAAGAAACUUUCCACCCUGGAUUCUCUACUUUUGAUCCAUGGACAGAGCUCAGCUCAGCCAAGUUACAGACAGACUAUAAGCAGUCCUUGCUCAUUUUAUUGCGAUCUGCCUGUGGGAACUUUGUCUCCGAGUCAAAGUAGCAUGGAGCGGAGAAGCGAGAGUCCCUGUCUAAGGGAUAGCCCAGAUAGAAGGAGCGGCAGCCCUGAUGUCAAAGGUCCUCCUCCAGUGAAGGUGGCCAGGCUCGAGCAGAAUGGCAGUCCCAUGGGAGCCAGAGGGAGGCCCAAUGGCUCCGUGACCAAGUCAGUGGGAGGUUUGAUGAUUCCUGUUUUUUGCGUGGUGGAGCAGUUGGACAGCUCUCUUGAAUAUGACAACAGAGAAGAACAUGCAGAGUUUGUACUGGUUCGAAAAGACGUGCUCUUCAGCCAGCUGGUGGAGACAGCACUCUUGGCCCUUGGGUAUUCCCACAGUUCUGCGGCUCAGGCACAAGGAAUAAUCAAACUUGGGAGGUGGAAUCCUCUCCCCCUCAGUUAUGUGACUGAUGCGCCAGAUGCGACAGUAGCCGACAUGCUACAAGACGUCUAUCAUGUUGUGACAUUGAAAAUCCAAUUACAAAGUUGUUCAAAGUUGGAAGAUCUGCCAGCAGAGCAGUGGAAUCAUGCCACAGUCCGCAAUGCCUUAAAGGAGCUGCUCAAAGAGAUGAAUCAGAGCACGUUAGCCAAAGAAUGCCCUCUUUCCCAGAGCAUGAUUUCAUCCAUUGUAAAUAGCACAUAUUAUGCCAAUGUGUCAGCAACCAAGUGCCAGGAGUUUGGGAGAUGGUAUAAAAAGUACAAGAAGAUUAAAGUGGAAAGAGUGGAAAGAGAAAACCUUACAGACUAUUGUGUUCUGGGCCAACGUCCAAUGCAUUUACCAAAUAUGAACCAGCUGGCAACCUUGGGAAAAACUAACGAACAGUCUCCUCAUAGCCAAAUUCACCACAGUACUCCAAUCCGAAACCAAGUGCCCACAUUACAACCGAUCAUGAGCCCUGGUCUUCUUUCUCCCCAACUCAGUCCACAAUUGGUAAGGCAACAAAUAGCAAUGGCCCACCUGAUAAACCAACAGAUAGCUGUCAGCCGACUAUUGGCUCACCAACACCCUCAAGCCAUCAACCAACAGUUCUUGAAUCAUCCCCCUAUUCCCAGAGCAGUUAAGCCAGAGCCAACAAACUCUUCAGUUGAAGUUUCUCCAGAUAUCUACCAGCAAGUCAGAGAUGAGCUGAAGCGAGCCAGUGUUUCCCAAGCUGUGUUUGCUAGAGUGGCUUUCAACCGUACACAGGGGUUGUUGUCUGAAAUUCUGCGUAAGGAAGAAGACCCUAGGACAGCCUCCCAAUCUCUCUUGGUAAACCUGAGGGCCAUGCAAAAUUUUCUCAAUCUGCCAGAAGUUGAAAGGGAUCGUAUCUAUCAGGAUGAGAGAGAGAGAAGCAUGAACCCCAAUGUGAGCAUGGUAUCUUCAGCCUCCAGCAGUCCAAGCUCCUCCAGAACUCCCCAGGCCAAAACCUCGACACCGACAACAGACCUCCCCAUUAAGGUGGAAGGCGCCAACGUCAACAUCACAGCUGCCAUUUAUGACGAGAUCCAACAGGAGAUGAAAAGGGCCAAGGUAUCUCAGGCCCUGUUUGCCAAAGUGGCUGCCAAUAAAAGUCAGGGCUGGUUAUGUGAACUACUCCGCUGGAAGGAAAACCCAAGUCCAGAAAACCGCACCCUGUGGGAAAACCUGUGCACCAUCCGCCGUUUCCUGAACCUUCCCCAGCAUGAAAGAGAUGUGAUCUAUGAGGAGGAAUCCAGGCAUCAUCACAGUGAGCGCAUGCAGCAUGUUGUCCAGCUCACUCCUGAGCCUGUGCAGGUUCUUCAUAGACAGCAGUCUCAGCCAGCCAAGGAAAGUUCCCCUCCUAGAGAAGAAGCCCCACCCCCACCUCCUCCUGCCGAGGACAGUUGUACCAAAAAGCCCAGGUCUCGCACCAAGAUCUCGUUAGAGGCUCUGGGAAUCCUUCAGAGCUUUAUUCAUGAUGUGGGGCUCUACCCUGACCAGGAAGCUAUCCACACCCUUUCUGCUCAGCUGGAUCUCCCCAAACAUACCAUCAUCAAAUUCUUCCAGAACCAACGGUACCAUGUGAAGCACCACGGGAAGUUAAAAGAGCAUUUGGGCACGGGGGUUGAUGUGGCCGAAUACAAGGAUGAAGAGCUGCUGACUGAAUCAGAGGAAAAUGAGAGUGAAGAAGGCUCCGAGGAAAUGUACAAAGUGGAAGCUGAGGAGGAAAAUGCUGACAAAAACAAGCCGGCUCCCCCAGAAAUUGACCAGAGAUAAUGUGAAAUCACAACACGAAAAGCAAGACAUUGGUCCAAGGAUUUUCUGUUUCUAUUUUCUUUUUUAUUUUGUUUCAUUUUUUAGGUUUGUUUUUUCAUAUUUUAAAUUUUUUUCCUUCCCCUUUUUGACAUUUCUUUGCUGCACAGGAUAAACGUGCAGACUGAAUGAGUUCAGUAUUGCUGAAUUAGUCAUCAUCUUGACACAGACACUUGAGUGUUACACUUUUACAUUUGACUGGAAUAAUAAUUGUAAUCACAUAAAACUAUGCCUUCAUUAACCUUGCACUUAUGGAAGAAAUGCAAAGCAAGUUCUCAGAAGAAAAGAUCUAUAAAAUAAAUGAAGGAAACUACAAGUGUGUGUAUAUGUAUAUGUACAUAAAUAUAUUUACAUAUAUAUAUAUUAAAAUUGCAUGGGACAGAGAACUUUACAUUCUGAAAGAAUAGACUGUGAAAUGGGUUCUUAAAGACAAGACUUGUUUAUGUAUUAAAACCACUUCACAAUGAGUUGUUUUGGCUUUUUUAUAAACUGCCGCCUGCUCUCAGGGUGUGGUGACUAUUUUUUGAAUUCCUAUUUAUUUUCUAUGUUUGUCCCUGAUUUUAUUAUUAUUUUUUAAUUCUCUACCUUCCUAGUUGGCAGCUUGAUGGUUAAUUAUUGAGGUAUCUAUUUAACAAAAUAAAUCACACUGCCAAAAAUAAGAGAGAGAAAAGAAAAUGAAGCGGAAAAAAAUCAGGGCACCUUAAGAAGACAAAGUCCAAUUACUUUUAAGACACAAUGCACACUUAAAAUGAUCCAACAUGUUCCGUUACUCAACUGGUCCUUCCUGUAGUGAACAGAUGAACUUGAGUGGAAGUCAAAACAAGCAAAACCGAACUACAGUAUGGAAAAGCUUGUUCACUAUUGAGGUCUUGAUAAAAUACCAUUUUGAGAUUGGCUGUGUGGAAUUCAUAUUAUAAAACUAAAUUUUAUCAUGGUAUUUAUUUAUCUGUUCUCAGCUUCAGAACUUAAAAUGAGUUAAGUAUGAUCUUUUAAAAAUGCUUUUUUGUUUUGUUUUGUUUUUAAAUACAGAAAACAAUCCUCUCUUCCUGUAGGAUGACAAAACUACAUCCUGAGAAAUAUAUUUGGUUAUAAGAAAAUGUACGUUGAAGGGCUUCCUUGCUCAGAGAUCUGGUUUCUCUCUCCCCCAGAGUUAUCUUUGGGUAACUGUGGGGCUCCCUCUGUUUCAUUUAGUCCAUGGAACUAAACAUUUCCAGUCACUGUAUCAUACACAACAGCGCAUUUCCAUAACUGGCUGGCCCUCCAGAGAGAAACCUUUUGCUAAGCAAUUGUGCAGCUCUGGGCUAUGCAAAACAAAAUAGGGAGUUUCAGUAGUCACCAAUGAUUACCUUCCCCCCUCCAGUGACCUAGCUAGCUAGAACAGAGAUCUAUCAUCAGGCCAACAGGACUUCAGCAUGUUGACUGAGUCUUCUGUAGAAUGAGCAGACAAGCUUAAUUCUCCUAGUGUUACUGGUCUUAGCCUCCCCCCAUUCCCAAACCUCAGUAAUAUUAUUCCCACUUCCAUGGAUAUUCCCAGAGGAGACUUUACUUUCAACUCUAGUCUAUAUGGAUGGAACUCCUGCUUUCAAGUGGUAAGCAGGGCAGACAGUCAUCCCUUGUGCUUUGAUCUUUUAAGUUGUGUUUUCAUGCAACCUUGUCAAAGACCUCAUGCAAUAUCACUUUGAAAGUUAUUUUCUGUUUACUACACAAGCAUUGUAAUAUAACUGUUAAUACUAUUUAUAUAUUUGAAAGGUAUAAAAGGUAGGAUUAAAAAAACCUCUAUGUGUAGAUAUUUACUCAGAACUUACAAUAUACAGGGAGAAGACAUGUUGCAAUACAAGCUAAUUCUAGCUGCUCAGUAACCUCUGGAGUUUUUAAAGGAACAUUUUCCUGUACUUUUUCAAAUAAAAAUGUUUAGAACUUAUCUUGACCUGAACGUCACAUACCUUUGCAAAGGAUGGUUGUUUGCUACAAAGCUUAGUGCUCAUCCUUUCUUUUUCUGUAGUAUGCUGCAGCUUUGAUCCGAAGUUCCAAUGGUUGCUGCUUUACAUUCUCCUCAGAGUUACUCCUUCAAAAUUGUCUUCUUACACUGUUGCUGAAAUCACUAUGUACAUGUAAUGGAAACUGAUUUUUGCCAAGCUCUUGCAAGGUGGUUCAUCUAUUGAUGGCAUCAGCAUUUGGUAUCUUUUACACUUCAACCAAAAAUUUAUUAGGUAUUUUUCAAUGCUAAGUCUUGCCUUUUAUUUUUAAUUUCACUGCCAAGUCUGCAGUGGUUCAAAGUGAAUCUGUGGGCAUUUUAGCCUGUGGUCUUGCCAGAACUUUGCGAAUUACAAUGCAUAUAUGUCUAUUUAUUCAAUAUCUGUCAUAUAAUAUCUAUUUGGAAAAAGAAACUUUCUCUUGUAGUGCCUCUUGACAAAGCACAAUUUUCCGCCUUUUUUGUGAAAUAAAAAAAAAAAAAACAAAUUGUGUUUUAUUGCAGUAUCAACAAUGUGAAUAAGGAUUAACAUAUUGUAAAUGUUCUUUUUUUUUUCCAUGUAAAUCAACUUUAUCUUUGUUAUCACUAAGUGAUAAUUAAUUUUUAACUUAUGUGCAUUGUUAGGCUGUUAGAAUUUUUUGGUUGUUGAAAUAAAACGCAUUCAAUAAAUAUGA